GUCGUCGUCGUCGUCGUCGUCGUGUGUUUCGAGCCCACUUUCGGACCUGUUCUCCAUUCUGACCAACGAUCCAUAUACGAGAAUGAUAUCGAGUGACGUUCGGUUUUUUCUUUUGGCGAUACUCUUCCUAUCGUGUACUUUCAACGUACACGCACACCCGAAUCGCUUCUCCGAAGAUGAUAAUCCCAACGAGGAAGAACUUGUCAACUCCUGGUCUUUGGAUGACUUAAACGAAGGAAGCGAGCACGAUGCUCGUCGGGACGAGGCUCUAGAAAAACUACAACAGGUUCUUGGUAUCCGGAGUCACAGCGAGAAAACAGGACGUCGCAAGGUGCCACCGCAAUUUAUGGUGGAACUGUAUAAUAAUGUAGCAGAUCCCAGUGGUGUCACGCGUGGCAAAAAUCCAUACAAUGCCAAGGUUGUCCGCAGCUUCAUCGAAAGAGAUACCACCUUAUCGCGAUUCUACUUCUUCAACAUCACGGGUUUAGAGAUGGACGAAUCUGUUUUGGAGGCAGAGCUUCAUCUUUAUCGGAAGAGAACACCUUUGAAAAUUAUGCAUCCAUCCACUUUAGCUUCACCCUAUUAUUUGAUAAGAGUAUAUCAAGUCUUGGAUGAGAAAAGUUUAGACGUGCCCGAUCUUCACAGGCUGUUGAACGUUAGAUACGUCGGGGCACACGCGUCCGGUUGGCAGAUAUUCAAUGUAAAACAAGCGGUUCUUGCCUGGUUAACUGGAGAACCAAAUCUUGGUCUUUUGGUAACGGCUUCCACUUUGUUCGAGGAUCAAGUGACUGUAGAGUUUUCCCGGCGAAACGAGUACCAUCAUAGCAAACAACCGAUCUUGGUACUCUUUGAUGACGACGGGAAAGGACACCGAGGCGAACGUGGCAACAACGAGAGCGAAGAAACAUCCUACGAGGACGAAGACGAGAAGAACGAUUUGAAGAACGAGUACGGUGAAAAGAACGCCGAGAAACGCGAUCGAGGAAAAGGUCAACCGGAAGAGACUCGAUGGGAAAACGAGAAUAAAUCCGAAUACUUUCAAAGGCAGAAGAGAACGCAAAUAGGAGAACACGAUGUAGUGACACAGACUGCUCGGGUAACCCGAGAUUUUGCAGAAGAGACGCCCAAACGACGUCGAAGGGAAACCAUUUCCUCUUCAAGAAAAUUAAAGAAAAACGUUUAUUCGCACGGCUUGACCUCGAUGGACAUAUAUCAACGAGCGAUACGCCGCGAAAGAAUGGGAGAAAGAGUUCGUCAAAGGCCAAUGUCUUUGUCGAAUGAAAAUUUCCGUGAGAAACGGUCAAUUAAAAGUCACGCUUCCGUUCGACAAAAUGUCACCGAAUGUACGAGGCACGAGCUCUACGUCGACUUUAAAGAAAUCGGUCUUUCCUCCUCUAUCAUCGCUCCGCUCGGUUAUUCCGCCUAUCAUUGCAAAGGCAUCUGCGAAUCGCCAUUGAGUCAAGAUCAACAGCCGACAAAUCACGCGACUAUUCAGGGAAUCGUUCACAAAAUGGGACUGGUGAAGGGGGUUGAGAGACCUUGCUGCGUACCCACGAAACUAUUGGGCACAACCAUUCUAUUCUUUGAUGACAAUGAAAACGUGGUCCUGAAAGUUUAUCAAGACAUGAUAGCGGAUCGUUGCGGAUGUCGUUAAGGAUCUCAUGGUUUUUUUAUUCCCCUUGUGAAGGAAGAAGCAGCCGAAGCGUCAAAGUAUGUGUUAAUGGUAUUGAAAAGAAGAAGAAUGCGUGAAUAUGUAUGUGAGGAAAGAGAAAGAAAAAGUGGGAGUGCGCGCGAGAAAGAGAGAAAGAAAGAGAGCGAAUGUAAGAGUGGCAGAAUAUCUGAAUCAGGUAAAAAUGAUUUUUACGCGUUAGCACGAGAGUCAUUCCUAAAGAUUCGUCUGAAGAUCGCCGUUUAAUUGACGUCCCAACAUUGUACAUAAGAACAUUCCUAAAUUCGCGUAGAACUAAGCGUAUCAAUGAUUAGAAUGUGUCUAUAUCAUAGCCUAUAUCUUCAUUAAAUUAUUAUUAUAACCACACGUAGGGAAUUUAUCGUCUCGAUCAUUGUAUAUACUACUGUGUCGUAAAAUGAGUUAGAGUUAUUUAUAUUUUAAUUAUGACAAAUAAAACGAGUAUUUAAGCUAU
Messenger RNA from Bombus impatiens (common eastern bumble bee), 2141 nucleotides. Its product is annotated as bone morphogenetic protein 2-like. NCBI's taxonomy places the organism in Eukaryota, Metazoa, Arthropoda, Insecta, Hymenoptera, Apidae. The record is from RefSeq and is a predicted model, not a curated record. Gene Ontology annotation, biological process: SMAD protein signal transduction. Gene Ontology annotation, molecular function: cytokine activity; growth factor activity. Gene Ontology annotation, cellular component: extracellular region. The coding region runs from base 83 to 1654 and encodes 523 amino acids. The transcript has 6 exons.